Cylindrotheca closterium is the source of this 537-nucleotide messenger RNA. NCBI's taxonomy places the organism in Eukaryota, Bacillariophyta, Bacillariophyceae, Bacillariales, Bacillariaceae. The record is from the annotation of a GenBank genome assembly.
AUGCGAAGCUACAAAAAGAAAUCCGUUUCCUUCAGUGACACUAACGAAUUCUGCACGACAAUAUGUCGUGGCGACUACACCGUCAGAGAGUUCGUAUCGACAUGGUACAGUGCGCAGGAAAUGAGAAACAUUAAGGACGAUUGCCGCAGAACCGUUGCUAUGCUGCAUGGAGCCAGUUCUGUUGGUCCUCACGUCUGCGGAAGAGGAUUGGAAGGGAAAACAAUGAUAGGUCACCAACAAAGGAAGCAAAAUAAAAUGUUUGCUCACAUGGCUGUUGUAGACGAAAUACUGAGACAAAGACAACUAUGUAUUUCUGAUCCUCAAGCACUUGCAAAUCAAUACAUGUUCUUCACACGGCAUUGCGCUGCGGCAGCCCGGGAAAUGGCCAACGUUGACCGUCUGGAAGCUGUAAAGGUGGAAGCUAUUUCACCGUUUUCUCAAAGCAAUGCCUACCUGUCUCCCUUCAAGCGCCCAUUGUCAAAACCUAUCUCGAUUCCAAAAAUCAAACAUUUGGGUCCUUUCUGCCCUGCAGCAUAA